Molecule: messenger RNA, 1204 nt
Organism: Drosophila eugracilis
Lineage: Eukaryota; Metazoa; Arthropoda; Insecta; Diptera; Drosophilidae
Product: 23 kDa integral membrane protein
Exons: 6
Coding region: 233-895 (220 amino acids)
Cellular component (GO): membrane
Source: RefSeq, a predicted model, not a curated record
GGGGCCCGCUCAGUGGACUUCUAGACGACGGAGAAACCGCAUCUGAUCCGAGAGAAUUACCAUACAGCGCAGUGAUCUGAGAGAAGCAACAGUGAUCUCACUAGCUUCAUCGGUAUUCAGAGAGUCGACGAAUACUAAAAACAAGUUUUGCGUCAGCUCGCUCUCCCUUUUAGGCGGCUCUCGAGGAAUUUAAGGUGUCCCAGACCGAGUAAUCCGAGGACCAUAAUCCGCCAUGUCGUCCACGUCGUGUGUGAAGCUGGUUGUCUACGCCCUGGACGUACUUUGCACGUUGCUGGCUUUGGUGCUGAUAUCCUUUGGUAUUUAUGUGGUGGUGUCUUAUGACCUGAACGAAAUCGGAGCUCUAUCGGCCUACGGCUACGUGGGACUCGGAGUGGCUGCCCUAUUGGUGGUGCUUUGGGGAUACCUAUCCGCCUGGCGGGAGAAUGUCUGUUGCACAGUUACAUUCAUUGUAUUCCUCUGCCUGGUUAUCAUUGCUCAGUUCGCCGUUGUUUAUUUGAUGAUUAGCCAGGAGAAGACAAUCGCAUCUAACUUGGCCAAUGCCCUGGAAGCAACAUGGGAGGAGGAGUUGAGCAGUCCCGGAGCUAUGUCUCUCUACCAGAACUGGUUCCAAUGCUGUGGCCGAGGUAGUCCCCAGGAUUACAUUGUCAACGAGCGCCUGCCACCGGAUACCUGUUUCAAGAACCAUGACAAGAGCAAGGUCGAGAAUCUGAUCCACGUCGGAUGCCGAGUGCAGUUCGAAAACUACUGGCUGCACUUGACCCACAUCUUCAAUAUUCUGGCCCUCGUGCUGAUUGGAAUAGAGCUCCUGCUGAGUGUCGUCUCUUGCCGCCUGUGCAACAGCAUUCGCAACGAUGCUCGUCGUUCUUACUUCUAAAAAGGGAAAGCCCCAAAUAGAUUACAGGAUUACCAGUCAACUUGUUAAAUUUGUGAAAAAUUAUUAUUAAUACUACACUGCAACAUUAUUCAAUCCAAUCGGCGUCAUCGGAACUUUAAUGUUAGAUUUUUUAAAUUCAAACUCAUUUGGUACCAGCACUAAACGAUUACGUUCAACCCCACUCAAAAGUCGAUUUCAGUGCAAGUGCUGACCACUCACAAAUAAUAUUAAGAGAAAGUAAAAUAGUUUUAAUAUAAUUUAUUAAAAGAUAUAACUAAAUAAAUGUAUUGAACCAAAGUCAAGCAGCAA